UCGGACGUUUCCAUUAACCAAGGAUCCGGUUGAUCGAAAUAAUUAUCGUGCAUAGUUUUUUGCUAAGAAUAAAUAACAUUAAUCGACCUCUGGAAUUUCCCGUGAGAAACUCGUGGAGACUGUUAAUUAUCAUCGUCUUGGAGACACAUUGCAAAGUGUUCCUGAUGGUUGUUUUAGCAGUUUAUAUCUGUGUAUAGAACUUCUCUAGUGGUUCUUUCAUGAUGUCUCUCUUGGUGGUUCUUUCGUUAUUCUGUUUCUUUGUGUCUGAUUGUCAAUGUCACACAUAUGAAGUCUUGAAAGGUAUUCAAGAGACUGUAUUGAAAAACUAUACAAGGUAUCUAAGACCACUGAGGAACCAGAGUGAAACAUUAGUGGUUUAUACAGACCUAAUGCUUAACUCUAUCCAGAACUUCAAUGUCAAAACGCGAACAUUGAAGACAUCCAUUGCACUAAACUUGGUGUGGAAAGACGAUUUCAUUCAAUGGGAAGCUUUGGAUGACCACAUGAAGGUGUUUCAGUUGCCAAAGAGCCAGGUCUGGACUCCGACUAUGAUCCUUCAUAAUCCCGCUGAAGGCUUUGAAAUAACUACAGAGUCCAAUUCAAUUGACAAAACGCAGCAUUUCUUUAACGGGACAGUUAACUACGUCAUUACGGGCAGUAUCCUGACGGUCUGUAAACCGGACAUUUUCCUUUAUCCGAUGGACAGUCAUACUUGUGAUAUCCAAGUGAUAAAUUCCCAUUAUCAGGAAAAUAUUGUGUUGAAAUCGCUUCGAAACAAAAUUGGACUUGACCAUUACACGGAACACCCGGAGUGGGUGAUUACCGGGACCAAUGUCUCAACUAAUUUGGUUCACGGAAACAUCACGGAAUUAGCCUUCAUCAUCCACUUUUCCCGGAAACCCGAAUUUCAUAUGGUAAAUGUCCUUCUUCCCAUCACGUUUUUGAGUGCUCUCAACGUUUUGGUCUUUGUUCUCCCCCACCAUUCAGGGGAAAGGAUUUCGUAUUCUAUAACAAUUCUUCUAACGUUCGUAGUGUUCAUGAAUGCCAUGGCAGAUGAACUUCCACCAAUCGGGGACCCGGUUUGUCUUUUGAACAUAUACAUUACUAUACAGAUGACGAUGAGCUCCAGCAUUGUGGUCUUUACCAUUGCCAGCUUAAGUCUUUAUGAUAACGAGGAUAAAGGAAAACCCGUUCCUCUACGAUGGAAGAUUUUCGCAUACUAUGUUGGGAACAUUCUGUGUCUAAAGUUUAAAAACGCUCAAGAAUUUGAAAUAAAGGAUAUUCCAAAAAUAAAUGAAGUUUAUCCAUUUGAAGAUGACUGUGACGUCAUUCAAGACUCUCCUGCCCCACCCUACGUAGAUUUGGGAUGGAAAGAUGUGGGCCAUGCUUAUGACAAAUGUUUUUUUGUGAUCAGUAGCCUAAUUUUGAUAACCGACACUGCAACAUACUUCUUGUGUAUUUCUCUACAUCUUACUUGAUGACUUGGAUAAAGUGAAAGUCACAAACUAAAACAUUUUCUUCAUAAAAUCGUAGCCCAGAAACCAUUAAUUUAUUGUCUCUUUUGACGUACAUUGUAUGUAAAAAAAAAUAUCAUCUUAUAUUGUGAUGUUCUCUGAACAUUUAUAGAAAGACUUUUUUUCAUAUUGAUAGAUUUAAAUUGUUUAUCAUAUAAAUCAUCGCAGUUUUUAAUCUUUAGUUUAUAACUGUGUUGAUCACAUGUUUUUUUGUUAUCUUUUUUUAUGUAUUGUAUUUAUUACAUGUUAUAUUUAGCUCUUAUAUGAAGAGAAAAGUUGACACUGCCAGAUAUAUUUAAACAGCACUUUAACUCUUCAAAUCUGUUACCUUCACAGAAAAACCAUUAGCAUGUCUGUUACGUAAACAAUUUGUUGGAACAUUAGUACUUAGUAAAUAGAACCGAAUCUUGAUUGCAUAAUCUCAAUGUUGUUUCCUGUUAAAAUAUCGGUUUAACGAGUGAAAAAUGGUUUCCAAAUGAAAAUUUCGGACAGCAUGCCAUUAUGUCAAUCAGGUUGUUUCUGAUAUUUCGUGGUCCCUGAGCAAGGAGUCAGGUCUUAGGGCGAAGCCAAUAUGAAUAUAUAGUGAAAAUAUAUUAAAUCACAGAAAAUCUUCUUCACUUCCAUAUAUAUGAGAGAAAAACGGAACGUAUAGUAAUGAUGUCUGUGAAGUUUUCUAUCUAAUUGUGAAAUUCAUGGUCCCUGGGUCAGGAGUUCGGGUCCUAGGGUGCGGCAAUAUUGCCAUAUAGUGAGAAUUUAAAUUACUCAAUCUUUGAAAAUAUUCUUCUUUACCCUAAUAUGACUGUAUUUGAGAUAAUUUCAAUGCAUAGUUUUGAUAUUCAUGAAGUCCUCCACCAAAAUUGAAAAAACCCAUGCCCCUUACGUCGGGGGUUUAGGUCCUAGGGCGGGGCCAAUACGGCCAUAUAGAGAACAUGAUUUAAUUAUUGGGAUACAUGUAUAUUCAUCUCUAUCAUA
Molecule: messenger RNA, 2486 nt
Organism: Magallana angulata
Lineage: Eukaryota; Metazoa; Mollusca; Bivalvia; Ostreida; Ostreidae
Product: neuronal acetylcholine receptor subunit alpha-6-like
Exons: 1
Coding region: 219-1478 (419 amino acids)
Biological process (GO): regulation of membrane potential; signal transduction; chemical synaptic transmission
Cellular component (GO): membrane; neuron projection; synapse
Molecular function (GO): extracellular ligand-gated monoatomic ion channel activity; neurotransmitter receptor activity; transmembrane signaling receptor activity
Source: RefSeq, a predicted model, not a curated record